This is a messenger RNA of Lepus europaeus (European hare), 5700 nucleotides long. RefSeq names its product guanylyl cyclase domain containing 1 (gene GUCD1). NCBI's taxonomy places the organism in Eukaryota, Metazoa, Chordata, Mammalia, Lagomorpha, Leporidae. The coding region runs from base 2921 to 3745 and encodes 274 amino acids. The record is from RefSeq and is a predicted model, not a curated record. The transcript has 7 exons.
CUGGCGUGGGCAUGUUAAGAGAUAAAGUGUUUCUGGAGAAAACCUCUUGCAUUCACCAAGCGUGUCUGAGUGCCUGCUGUGGGCUGAGGGCCAAGUGGAGGCGAAUGUCCCCGCCCACUGCCAAGGAAGUCUUCCUUCCGUCUAGUGGGGCAAUCAGAUGCCCCCUUGAGGACUCCACAUUGUGCCCUCCCCCUCCCGGGGAGGGAGAGGCCCGGAACUUCUGGGCGCCCUGUGAUGGGAGACAACACUGCAGACCAAGGGUUAUGUAAGAGCAGAGCCUGGGGAGUUACCAGCCUGUGCAGGGAAAAACAAAAAGGCAGUUGGUAGGCACAGUGGAGGGAUUCUUCACCCCGCAGAGAACUCUUGCCCCACCCUCAGCCCACUCCAGGGAACUGGUUUAGAAUAGGAGACCCUGGAGGUCAGGGCUGAGGUCCUUGGGUCCCCUGUGUGUCCCCAGAGCCUAGUGCACAGUGAGUGCUUCCUUUCCUUUUUUGUUUUUACAUCUUUUUUUUUUCUUUUUUUUAAGAUGUAUUUUAUUUGAAAGGUAGAGUUACAGAGAGAGAGAUUCCAUCUGCUGUUCACUCCCCAAAUGGCUGCAACAUUCGGGGCUGUGCCAGGCCAAAGUCAAGAGCCAGGAGUUUCUUCUGGGUCACCCACGUGGGAGCAGGAGCCAAGGACCUGGGUCCUCCUUCACUGUUCUCCCAGGCACAUUAGCAGGGAGCUGGAUUGGAAGUGGAGCAGCUGGGACUCGAACUGGCGCCCAUAUGGGAUGCUGGCACUGCAGGCCGGGGCUUUAACCCGCUGCGCCACAGCAUGGGCUCCCUCUUCCAUUUCUUUCCAUAUUUACUAUAAAGCCUCAGACCCCAGGCUCUGGGAUUAGCAAAUUCCCUGUUGUUUUAGUCUGUGACCGGGUGAUUUUUAAUCUACAGAAGCUGACUGUCUCAGUUUGGGAGACUGGGAAGUCCUAAGAUCAAGGCUGUGGCCGGUGUGGUAUCUGGUAACGGCCCUUCAACGAUGGUGUCCCCUAGGCGUCCUCACGUGGUAGAAGAGACAGAAGAAAGAACAUUUUGUUAUCGCACGAUGGGAGAGCAGAAGGCGGGGGCGGGGGCUUCUGAAGCUUGUUCUUUUCUGACUAUUUUAUAAAGUAAUCCAUCCUUGAGGGCAGAACUCUGUCUAAGCAGUUCCCAAAAGGCCCCCGACUGAUACUAAGGCUCCAAUGGGGAUUCAGUUUCAACAGGAAUUUUGGAAGGGACACAUUGAAACGAAAACACCUGCCCGAAAACACCUGCCCACAGGAAGCUUACAGUUCGGUGGGGGAGACAGAGUAGCCUUUUGUUGCUGGUUACUUUUGCUAAACAAGGAAGCAAACAGGAUGUGAAAGAGGCUCUCGCAGCCCUCAAAGACAUCAUCACUGACAGAGCUCUCAGGGGACAGGUUUCUGAGCUGGGACCCAGAUGACAAGAAGGGGAAGAGAGUGCCGAUGAAGGGAGCCACCUGUGCCAAGGCCCUAGGCUAGAAAGCAGCCUGGUGGGUUCACUGGGUAACAGGAAAACAGGUGAGGGUCAGGGUGCUGCUGGAGGCUUGGGCAGGAUCUGCAGACUUUGGUAAGGGGUGACAACUUUGUUCUAAAUGCAGUCGGAAAUUGGAUGGGAUCUUUCUGGCUGCUGUGUGCAGAGUCGUGGCAGGGGCUCCGAGGAGAAAUUGUGGAGGACAAGCGGGACUGAGGGCCUUUGCAUGAAGGACCUGGUUCCUUCUGGAGGCACCUGGGGUCAGAAGACGGGAGGGAAUGAAGGCCCUGCCUGGGCUUAGCCUACCAGGCUCUGGCUUAGGGCUAAGGUCACGUCAGCACCUGCCGAGGGCCUUAUGUCUCAAGUAUACAUGGUGGUUCCUGUCCUAGCAAAGGAAGUAGGCACAAGCUGAGGGGCAGCCUCACCCGUGCUGUCCUGCCUUCUGCCAGCCCUGCUGUGCACUCUAGCAGGUGAGCACAGGAGAAAGGCCAAGAGCAAUCACAGGUCCCUCCCUCCUGGGAGCCUCGGGCCAGCUCAGCAGGGCACAGGCAGUCUUGACGCAAGGGGCCUCUCCUGUGAGCCAAAGCCUGAACCCACACCCAGAGGAAUACAGCUGAGGGAAAGGACAUGGCCAGCCUAGGAUCAGGGAGGCCUGGAAGGUUUUAUCUGAGCCAGGCCUUGAAGGUGGAUAAGGUUCAGCUUGGGAGUGUGGCAGCUUGGGACUCAGACAGAAGCCAGCGGGUUGGAAUGCCAGGGCCGAGACUGGGGGUGGUGCACUGAAGUGAAUGGGUGGGCACCGAGGCUGGCACGGCAGGGAGGGGGGCUCUUGGAGUGGCUUAGCACAGAGCUGGCCACACAGUACAGAGCCCCUUGAGACAGGAAGCCACAAGGGCUGGGUUGUCACGUGCUGAACAGAUGUCACCGGGGAGUAAUUAGUGGGUGGCCAGCAUAGAGAAGUCCCUUCUGGUUCUUCAGACUCUGGACUUUGUCCAGGUUCACGGGAUAGAGGAGUGGGCAGGUCCUACAGGCACCUUGGGGCCUCCUUGCGCACCCUGGCGCACACCUCCACCGCUUCCUGAGCCUCCGCCCCUGCUUUUCUCUGAUGUCUGUUUGUCUUCCCUGUCUAUCAGGACAGGGACUUUGUGUUCCUCACUGUGGUGUUACCAGUACACGUGCCGGGCCCGUGCUAGGCUCUGGUGACAUAUCUGUCAAUUGAGCAGAUCAGGCCAAAGUCCUCCACUCUCAGGAUCGCCAGACUCAGUCCCACAACAGGAAAACAGGUGCUCAGCUUGUAGCCUACCAGUGGCAGAGCCAGGAUUAGAAGGCCUCAGUCAGGCCCUUGCAGCUCCUGCCAAGGACAGACCGAGAGGGUGCCAGGGACGCUGGUGGAUGGAGCUUGCGGAACAUUCCAUAUGCGCAGCUUACGUAAUGGUCCCCUCCUCCUAGAGUGGCCUUCCCACCUUGCUGGUCCUGGGGGCUUUGGAAUCAGGCAGCCAUACAGGGGCCUCGUGAACUCAGGGGACUUUGUUCAGCUGCCCGUGCCUAUCAUCCAGCAGCUCUACCACUGGGACUGCGGCCUGGCCUGUUCCAGGAUGGUGUUGCGGUACCUGGGCCAGCUGGACGACGGCGAGUUUGAGAGCGCUCUGCAGGAGCUGCGGCUGACCAGGAGCAUCUGGACCAUAGACUUGGCCUACCUGAUGCGCCACUUCGGCGUGAGGCACCGCUUCUGCACCCAGACUCUGGGCGUGGACAAGGGCUACAAGAACCAGUCCUUCUACAGGAAGCACUUUGACACAGAGGAGACCCGGGUGAACCAGCUGUUUGCACAGGCGAAAGCCUGCAAGGUGCUCGUGGAGAAAUGGGGGCUGGAUUCAGAGGGACCAUGGGAGCAACUGGCCCAGAUCGCCGUGAGCAUUCAGGAUAUCCAGGCGCACCUGGCCCAGGGCCACGUGGCCAUCGUGCUGGUGAACUCGGGGGUGCUGCACUGCGACCUGUGCUCCAGCCCCGUCAAGUACUGCUGCUUCGCCCCCAGCGGCCACCGCUGCUUCUGCCGCACCCCCGACUACCAGGGCCACUUCAUCGUGCUGCGUGGCUACAGCCGGGCCACCAGCUGCAUCUUCUACAACAACCCUGCCUACGCCGACCGCAUGUGCAGCACCAGCAUCAGUAACUUUGAAGAGGCCAGAACCAGCUACGGCACGGAUGAGGACAUCCUCUUUGUCUAUCUGGACAGCUGACAGCGGGAGCCUGGUGUGCCCAGGCUCUCGGAUCCCGCCCCCUCUGCCCCCAGCAAGGCCCACUCAGGAGCUGACAAGGCCCCAGGGAACUCUGGGAGACCGGCACAGCUGCCUCGUCUGCCAGCAUUGUGUGUUGUCAUGCCACUACCCAAAGCACCUGCUUCCGAGGUGAGCCACACCCCGGAACUCCAAGCCUGACUCCAGCGGUGCCCAGCGGAAGUCCAGCCCCAAGAGCGUCCUUGUCAACUUUGAGUGGGACCCCAGGCAAGGGGAAGAGGCCUGAACCGGACUCCCCACAGACCUUGGGACCGAGCCCUGGAGAGAGAGACCGUGUGGCUGGUGCUGAUUAUCAGAACAGCACCUCUGGGGUUGGGGAGCACAGCCAGCCUCCGGCUCCAAUUGCCCAGAGGUGCUGCAGACCCCACGUGCCCUACGGUGCGUGCCAUCACCGCCUCAUCCCACCCCCUUCUAGGCCCAACCACCGUGGCUGGUUGCCAGGUCGCUUGGCCCCUGCCACAGUAUAGACACAUCUCACAACCACCCCACCCUGCAGAGGGGCUUGGAGGCCCCUGGGGGCCUGGGGGCUUGGAGGCCUCCUGCAGCCCUCUAGGGAGCCCAGCCCUGUCCGGUAGAGGGUCCUCACGGCAGGGGCCCGAUGGCCGGUGGCACAGAGUGUGCUCAGGGCUCAGGGCGCCUCCUGACACCAGCCAGGAUGCCGACGGCAGGACCCGUUUUCUGGGUGCAGCAGCAGCAGGGGGCGGCCCUUGGCUUCUCCGCUGCCACUACCACCCUGGUCCUGAUGCCAGGACUUUCUGCGUGGAGUGUUGGGUCUGUCGUCACACAGCGCAGCAAGUACCACAGACUGGAGCUGUUUCCUUCCUUUUUUUUUUUUUUUGUUAGGGGCAGAACUGUUUGGUUUGGGGUUUGUGUGUGGGUUUUUUUUUUUUUUUAGAUUUAAGUUUUUGCUUCCAGAGGGUGAGACAUCGCCUUCGUAUCAGAUAAUAAUAGUGAGGUUGCAGGUAAUUCGGAGCCCCUAGCACCUCUCUCUCAUGGGCCGGGGUCAGCCAGCCAGGUCUGCUCUCAGAGAGGAGGCCUCACCUUUGGGAGGAGGAAGUGUCUCAGUCUGGGGAAAGCUGGAGGGACCCCAAGGCUGCACCCCCUGUACCCCGGGUCUUGGUCUUUCGGUGCUGGAGGCGUGAUGUGGUCACGGCUGCCCGCUGGCCAUCGCGGUGGUUCUCGGGCAGUGAGAGGCUCCGCCUGCCAGGGCUGUCAGCCCCCUCCGCCCCCCAGCCCUGGUAACUCCUUGGCAACAGCCUUUGCUGGCUGGGCAGCCACCCUGGGUUUCUGAGACUCACAUUGGCUUCAGACUGGUCUCAUUUUUGUUGCCUUAAUAUACCGGGUGGCCCAGGGUGCCAGGGAGCUCUGGCUACGAGCCCGAGAGUCCCACACACAUCUGCUGUGGGGCGUGGGCCGUCCUCAGGAGAGGUCUGGGUUGAAUGGCAAGCAGAGCUGAAAGAAGAGAACCAGAGGGAGGACACGAAACUCAGGCCAGCCGGGUGCGAACGAGGCAUAGGGUACAGAGCAGGUGGGGCUGUCCCAGGGAGUGGCCUCCACAGACACUGGUCACAGCCACUCAGCGUGUCAGCCCCUGGGCCUGGAGGACGGCUUCUCAGUGCACGCUAGGAGACGCCUGGCCAUCCACAAGACUCAUCUCCCUGGGCUGAGUCCCCAGCAGCGCGUCAUGAAAAUGGGGCUGGAGAAACAGCCUGGACAGCAGGGGCUUUGGCCUGCGGCACACGGCACCCACACAGGGGAGCACACUGACCCACACGGGGGAGCCCAGCACGGCCUCCAAGCUACACAGGACAGCGGCUUUCUUCACUCUAGCCACAGGGGACAAAGGGAUCUUUUGCAUUGCAGAGAUUUUAUACAUAAAUAUAUUUUGUUUGUAAUGA